Molecule: messenger RNA, 1472 nt
Organism: Musca domestica (house fly)
Lineage: Eukaryota; Metazoa; Arthropoda; Insecta; Diptera; Muscidae
Gene: Stlk
Product: putative serine/threonine-protein kinase STE20-like
Exons: 4
Coding region: 115-1191 (358 amino acids)
Biological process (GO): protein phosphorylation
Molecular function (GO): ATP binding; protein serine/threonine kinase activator activity; protein kinase activity
Source: RefSeq, a predicted model, not a curated record
GAAUUGCGUUAUUGAACUAUUCAGGAACGACACAAUUCUUAUCCUUCGUAUCUCGUAUCCUUCAUUUAAUUUAAAUUAUAGAUCCUUAGAAAAACACACAACAUUGUUAACACAAUGUUUGGUUGGAACAUCAAGGAUUAUGAUAUAAAACUAGAAUUAUCUCGCUGCUCCAAUGGAGUUGUGUAUAUGGCAAAAUAUUUGCCCAAUCAACAAUAUGUGACUGUGAAAAAAUACCAUUUGGAUAGGAAUGAUAAACAGGUGACGGAGAGCAUACAGGACGAUAUAAUGGCCAUGCGAUUAUUUAGUCAUCCAAACCUGCACAAGUUCCACACAGCCUUUGUCAACGACAGCGACCUGUAUGUGGUAUCACCGCUAAUGUGUUUCGGUAGCUGUCGUGAUACGAUAAGGAAUAUUUUUACCACAGGUUUUCCCGAAAUUUUCAUUGCCCUAAUAAUGCGUGAUGUUCUAUCUGGCUUGGAGUAUUUACAUCGUCGCGGUUAUGUCCAUCGAUCCAUUCGUGCUAGUCACAUACUUCUUAAUCAAACCAAAGCAGUAUUAACUGGAUUCCGUGAUUGUACUAGCUUUAUAUCGCAUGGUGGAAGAGUCACAGUCCUGCACCAACUACCUCCCAAUAGUAUUCGUAGCUUAAAUUGGUUAGCCCCAGAGGUUUUGGAACAAAAUCUUAUUGGCUAUACGGAGAAAUCGGACAUUUAUUCUAUUGGUAUAACAUGCUGCGAACUGGCUAAUGGUGUGGAGCCAUUUGCCGACUCGCCACCCACUUUUAUGUUUACGGAAAAAAUACGCGGUAAUGUUCCUACGUUAUUAGAUCGUUCCACUUGCCCCGGUGUAGAUGAAAUGAUUGAAAUUAUUGCCACUGCCAACAAAACCGAUACCACAGUAGCUGCCGAAACCCAACAAAUCUAUUUACAACGAAUGUUCAGCGAUGAAUUCCACCAAUUUACAGAGAUUUGCAUGGAAAAGAAGCCAGCAAAUCGUUGGCCUGCCCUCAAACUCUUGUCCCACUCCUUUUUCAAACAAUGCCGUCACAGCAGUAUUUUGGAUGUAACACAGCGUUUCGGAAUGCAAGUAUCCGAUUAUGAGGAACUCAGAGAUGAAAGUUUGCAGUUAAACAAGGAAUUAAAUGACUUAAAUUUAAAUGACAAUAAUACUUGGGAUUGGGAAUUUGAUUGAAAUAAAUGUUGAACAAAAAAUUGUAGCUGGAAAAAUGGAUGUUAGUCUUAAAAGGAAACUCGCCGUGGAUAUGUAAUAGCCACAGAGGAGUUGCAAAAGAAGAAAAAAAAAAAAACAUAUUUAUGGCAUUGUUGUUGUCUUAUGACAUCAAUGAGGUCGAACGACGAAAUAUAUGUAUGAUGCUCUAGACUUUAUGUGUAUAAAAAAAUUAAAUUGUAAGUAAAUGUUUUAAUUGUUAGUGGUUGUUAGGCAAAUUGAAAAUUAAAAGAAGCAACGUUUAA